GAUUACAAGAAGAACAAUACAUUUAUUUGUUGAAUCGGAUGAAUGGAAUCCUAUUUUUAUAUAAGUUUUACUUUUACAUAAUUUUGUUUUAAGAGAAAUCAUGGACACGUAUGAGAGCAUUUUGUUGGUAAAAAACGAAGUGUUUGUUUUCAAAAUACCACCAAGAACCACCAACAGAGGAUACAGGGCGGCCGAUUGGAAUCUCGCUGAACCAACUUGGACAGGCCGCUUGAGGAUUGUCAGUGUGGGUGAUGCAUGCACUCUUAAACUCGAAGACCGCAACAAUGGCGAACUGUUUGCUAAAUGUCCCAUUGAACAGUACCCAGGUGUGGCUCUUGAGUCUGUAUCUGAUUCGUCUAGAUACUUUGUAGUACGCAUACAAGAUGAAAAUGGUCGUGCUGCAUUUAUUGGUCUUGGAUUUGGAGAUCGUUCUGAUAGUUUUGAUUUGAAUGUUGCCUUACAAGAUCAUUUUAAAAGAAUUAAAGUCUGUGAAGAAAUUGCUAAGGAAAAGAAUGAACCCAAACAAGAAUUGGAUCUGAAAUUCAAAGAAGGCGAAACAAUUAAAAUCAAUAUGAAAAUUACUAAAAAAGAUGGCAGUGAAGGAGUGCCUAAUAAGCAAGCUGCUAAACCACGACCGACAAUUUCGGGCAGUGGAGGACUGUUGCCGCCACCUCCAGGCUCAUCCGGUUUAAAAACCAUUCCAGCACCGCCAUCUCAAACUUCAUCUCCAUCGCAUCAAUCUACAAAUCCAAAUAAUUGGGGUGAAUUUACUUCUGCAAAUAAUACUUCUCAACCAGGUGGAAAUUCUAAUCCUAAUUGGGUGCAAUUUUAAAACCAACAUAUUAUGCCAGGUAACCAAAUAUUGGAGUUUAUUAUUAUUAUUAUUAUUAUUAAUAUUAUACUAAACAUUUUUGUUAUAUUAUAAUUUAUUUAUUAUUAUAUUCGUUCUAAAUAUUCAAAAAUAUUG
Myzus persicae (green peach aphid) is the source of this 967-nucleotide messenger RNA. Its product is annotated as NECAP-like protein CG9132. The coding region runs from base 101 to 832 and encodes 243 amino acids. The record is from RefSeq and is a predicted model, not a curated record. The transcript is spliced from 4 exons. Gene Ontology annotation, biological process: endocytosis. Gene Ontology annotation, cellular component: membrane; clathrin vesicle coat. NCBI's taxonomy places the organism in Eukaryota, Metazoa, Arthropoda, Insecta, Hemiptera, Aphididae.